Molecule: messenger RNA, 399 nt
Organism: Trypanosoma cruzi
Lineage: Eukaryota; Euglenozoa; Kinetoplastea; Trypanosomatida; Trypanosomatidae
Product: retrotransposon hot spot (RHS) protein, putative
Exons: 1
Coding region: 1-399 (132 amino acids)
Source: RefSeq, a predicted model, not a curated record
AUGGAAGUGAAGGAGGGGGAACCACCGCAGUCAUGGACCUACAGGGCAGUUUGCAUGACUCUCGAAAAGGAUGACGGUGUGCGACAAUCCGGUGCACCGCGUCCCAGGUUGAUGGUGCUCACCUCGGACAAGGGAUGGCCGUACUCGUGGAAGGAGGAUGGAUCCACUCGUGACUGCCAUGUGAACUGUGAGGUGGAGCGAGUGUGGCAGAUCGUCCUUGGCGAUCUCACCGAAUUGUUCAGCACUCGCGGUGGGACCGACUUUAAGCCCAAGAGGCGUGUGUUGAUUGGGACGCCCGGUAUCGGGAAGUCGAUGGCUGCCGGCUCGUACCUCCUCUAUCAGCUGCUGCACCACGAUGCGGAGCGACUCCCUGCGGUUGCGUGCUUUAUUUGUAAUUGA